UAUUCUAGCUACAUAUACACAAAUAGAUUAUCUUAGACAUAACAAUGUACACAUUUAAAUUUAGUAUAUUAAAACAAAAUUUUAAAAAAUUUGGGUGUGUUAUCGGUGAAUUUGGUUAAAAACAAUGGAGUACAACGACUGUAAAUUAUUGGUGAGAAUGAGAGUUCCUAGGGAUAGGAUCCACAAAGCAGCUGUAGUAACUGAGAAUUUGUACCACUUUCCCAUUUUUCCUAAACUCGGUAAAAACUAUCACGAGUUUGGAGAGUUUUCAUGUUACAAAAUCGCAGAACUUGAGGUCGAUGGAGUGAUGAUUCUACUGGUAUAUCACGGAGUUUCUGGAAAUGCUGUAUCUCCCAUAUUGACGGAGCUACUUGAAAUGGGCGUAAAAAUCGUUAUAAGGUGCGGGAAAGCAGGCUCAUUCAAGCCUUCUCAGGUUAAAAGUGGAGAUAUAUAUAUAUGCUAUGCUUCCAUGAGAGAUGAUUCAAGUUCACUUGCUGAAAUAGACGUCAAAUACCCAGCUGUGGCUGAUUAUGACGUAAUAGACUGCCUUGUAGAUACUGCAGAAGAACUUGGCAUUAAAACAAACCUGGGAAUAAACUACAGCACCGAUUCUUUCUAUAGAAAAGUCUUCAAAGACGACCCGAGGGAUGAAUAUACCUCACACAAUAUAGUUGAUACUGAAGAUAACGAAAGUGCUAUAAUAUUAGUGUUAUCAUCGCUUUACGGAGCCAAAGCAGCAUCUGUCCUCACUGUAGACGGAUUUCCUCUUUUAUGGGCAAGAGGUGGAUACCUUGUUGGUGAAAAGGCCGUCGAUAUUGGAAUUGAGAAAAUGAUGGGUCUUGGAGUUAAAGCGGCUUCAACUCUCACCAAAAGGUUUUUCAACAAUUAAUUU
Molecule: messenger RNA, 892 nt
Organism: Theileria parva strain Muguga
Lineage: Eukaryota; Apicomplexa; Aconoidasida; Piroplasmida; Theileriidae
Gene: udp
Product: Uridine phosphorylase
Exons: 1
Coding region: 125-889 (254 amino acids)
Biological process (GO): uridine catabolic process
Cellular component (GO): cytosol
Molecular function (GO): uridine phosphorylase activity
Source: RefSeq, a predicted model, not a curated record